CCUCUCUCUCUCUCUCUCUCUCUCUCUCUCUCUCUCUCUCUCUCUCUCUCUCUCUCUCUCUCAUCUCUCUCUCAUGCAGCGCAGCAAGAAAGGAGGCUGAUCCGCAGUGCCCCUGCUUCUCUCUCUGUUGUUUUUGUUUGUCCGUUUUUUUAUCCCCCGCCCCACCCCAUCCGUGUUGUAAUGACCCACCACCACUGCCAGCCUCAGGAGAGAUGCCUGUACUUGAGAUGGCAGUGAGCCCUGUCAAGUCCCUGUACUGGGUGGUGUUCCCCCCCAUGUCCUCAUGCAGGGUCUACUGCACCCCUGUGUUCCACGGUGGCCUGCUCUAUGUUCUGGGAGGAUGCAGUGAAACAGGCCUGCCUUUAGAUACUGCUGAGGUGCUGGACAUAGAGAGCCAGACAUGGACCCAGCUUCCUCCGCUCCCUACAGCCCGGGCUGGGGCGUCGGCGGUGGCCCUGGGGGGUCAGGUGAUGGUGAUGGGGGGCAUGGACCUCCAGCAGAGCCCCCUGUCCUCCGUGGAGGUCUACAAUCCUGACGAGGGCAAGUGGGAGAGGAGGGCCAGCCUGGGACAGCCCUCCAUGGGCAUCACCUCUAUAGAGAAAGAUGGGAAGGUGUAUGCGCUGGGAGGGAUGGCAGCUGACACUACGCCCCAGGCGCUAGUAAGGGUCUACGAGCCGGAGAAGGACCAAUGGCAAGCCUUGACCUCCAUGCCCACACCUCGCCACGGAGCCACCUCCUUCCUGAGAGGCAACAAGAUUUACGUGCUGGGUGGGCGUCAGGGAAAGCUUCCUGUCACAGCCUUCGAGGCCUUUGACCUGGAAGUGAAGAGCUGGACGCAUUACCCCUGUAUCCCCAGCCGCCGAGCCUUCGCCUGCUGUGCUGCCACAGAGCGGGGCUUCUUCAGUCUAGGAGGGCUCCAGCAGCCCUGCCCCCAUAACUUCUACUCCAGACCUCACUUCGUCAGCACGGUGGAGGAGUACGACCCAGAACAGGGUAUCUGGAUCAAACCAACCCGAGCAUCCAGGAUGAGGGAUAAGAGAGCAGAUUUCUCAGCCGGAUGUCUGGGAGGAAGGGUCAUCGUUGCGGGGGGUCUAGGAAACCAGCCGUCACCCCUGUCGUCAGUAGAGAGCUACAACCUUGUGAAGCGACGUUGGGAGUAUGCUGCCCCGAUGCCCAGCCCCCGCUGCUGCUGUGCCCCCCUGCAGACCCCCAACAUGCUGUUCCUCAUCGGGGGUGUGGCCCAGGGGCCCAGCAAUGCCGUGGAGGCCCUCUGUCUCAGAGAGACUGUGUGACACACACACAUGCACAGAGACACACACUAACACGGCUACUACACACACUCACAAAAAAAUACACAGGAAAUGACUGUGGCGCUAUUUGUGCAUACACCAGUACAAACACAUUAUUUGUGCACAGGUGAGGGACACACACUCAUACAGACUCGUAUUUGACCUGGACACAUUCACAACAUCACAAAGGAGUUGUUGAACAAAUAACAACAACAACAAGCACCACACACAAUACUCAUUUGAACUGACAGCAUUUUCAGGAAAAAAGCAGGGUACUUUUCUGGAAAUUAAAGGAAUUUAGGGCCAUAUCUCUUUCACCACAGCAUAUCUAUUUCACCACAGCAUAUCUGUUUCACCACAGCAUAUCUAUUUCACCACAGCAUAGCUGUUUCACCACAGCAUAUCUAUUUCACCACAGCAUAUCUAUUUCACCACAGCAUAUCUGUUUCACCACAGCAUAUCUGUUUCACCACAGCAUAGCUGUUUCACCACAGCAUAUCUAUUUCACCACAGCAUAUCUAUUUCACCACAGCAUAUCUAUUUCACCACAGCAUAUCUGUUUCACCACAGCAUAUCUAUUUCACCACAGCAUAGCUGUUUCACCACAGCAUAUCUAUUUCACCACAGCAGUGUCCAGUUGCAGUGGCUUGUUUACACAUUUUCAUUUUUCAAAAAGUUCAGAGUUUAGGAUACAACUUUGGAGAAUGUGAGUGUGUAUGUUUUGGUCCCUGUUGUUAAUGUUAAUGUUAUUAAAAUCCCAGACUCCUGAAUACCACCUCUAGAAUUUCCCAGCCAAUACCUGCACUGUGGCACCAGAGACUCAGAGUAGAGCUCUUUGACACAAAGCCACGUUUCCCUGAAGCUUAAAGACAUGUUUUUGGAGAGAGAAAAAAAUACAUCAUAUUUUACAUCAGAGUUUAGCAAUGAAACUUCAGAGAAUGAAACCAUGUAAGAGUUGUUUUUAAUGGGGAAAAGCAAUAGCUCUUAACGGGAAGUGCUCCUGUACAUAUACCAUGCUUAUUCAACCUUUGACCUUUCAAGGAACUAAUAGGAAAUAGAGGGAACACCCAGGAGGGCAGUGGGAGGGGUUUUAGAGAAAGUAUUAGUGGACAGAUAUAUUUUCAGUAUGUAUUUUAUGAGGGUUUUAUGCAGGAGGCCGGUUAGGAAUACUGGCCCUGCUUAGGAGGACUACAGAGACCGUAAUGAAAUUCUCAACCAUAUUCAUAUUCUAGAGACUAUUAAAUAGCUUAUGGUUUCAUUCUUGCACGUGGACGCACCCCCCCCCCCCCCCCACACACACACACACUUACACUCCCACAACCACACACUGCACAUCCCUUGGGGAGUGCAGUGUCUUUCUAAACACACUUUAGUGCCAGUUGAUAGAUGUAUUUCUGGCUACGUGGGAAGUUGUGUUUCUGUGUGCUCCAAGACUCACCACAUGGAUCUGGCUGGUUGGGAACUGGAUCCUCAUCAGUGGAGAGGGAAUGCUGUGUUCAGUAACAGUCUGCAGGAGGAACCAGGGUCUCUUCGGCAGAACACUCUGGUUUCUAAGCUUCUAAGCUCUUGAGUACUGUUGAGAGAGAGAGAGAGAGAGAGAGAGAGAGAGAGAGAGAGAGAGAGAGAGAGAGAGAGAGAGAGAGAGAGAGAGAGAGAGAGAGAGAGAGAGAGAGAGAGAGAGAGAGAGAGAG
Messenger RNA from Oncorhynchus gorbuscha (pink salmon), 2980 nucleotides. Its product is annotated as kelch domain-containing protein 8B-like. Bases 213 to 1292 code for a protein of 359 amino acids. Lineage: Eukaryota; Metazoa; Chordata; Actinopteri; Salmoniformes; Salmonidae. The transcript has 5 exons. Gene Ontology annotation, molecular function: protein binding. The record is from RefSeq and is a predicted model, not a curated record.